Messenger RNA from Eleginops maclovinus (Patagonian blennie), 5033 nucleotides. Its product is annotated as mitogen-activated protein kinase-binding protein 1-like. Gene Ontology annotation, biological process: positive regulation of JNK cascade; negative regulation of canonical NF-kappaB signal transduction. Gene Ontology annotation, cellular component: cytoplasm. The record is from RefSeq and is a predicted model, not a curated record. NCBI's taxonomy places the organism in Eukaryota, Metazoa, Chordata, Actinopteri, Perciformes, Eleginopidae. Gene Ontology annotation, molecular function: protein binding.
GACAACAUCAGUCCAGAAGUGUUGGGAAGGAAGCUGCAGGAAACUCUUGGUGUGGAGCGACACGCAGCAGAAGACCGCAGAGACCAGUAAACUCAAGAGAUUACCGUCCACAAAUCCCGGCUGCAGGAACACUGUCCGAUUUUGUGAACACCUACAGUUGCCUGGUGGGAGGCUUGUUGGUGGGAGGAUCGUGACAGUCUUUUCAUUCCUUUCUUCAGCCCUGCUGCAUGCGCUUGUCCGGAGGAUUGUAAGCAGCUGUUUGAGAAGUGCCACAAAAUGCCAGGCGAUGGGUUCACAAUUAAAAGUCGCCUCAGGAAUUUGCUGCGUUCUCCAUCGAUCAGACACAAGAAGAACAGGAAAGAAACUCUCACCAGCAAGGUGACUUUAGAGAAGGUGCUAGGAAUCACAGCUUCAGGAAACAGCGGUCUGGCCUGUGACCCUCGAUCUGGUCUGGUUGCCUAUCCUGCAGGGUGUGUGGUAGUUUUGCUCAAUGCCAAAAAGAACAGACAGCACCACAUUAUAAACACGUCAAGGAAGACCAUCACAGCUCUUUCUUUCUCCCCCGAUGGCAAGCACUUAGUCACAGGAGAGAGCGGUCAUCUACCAGCGGUGAGACUAUGGGACGUGGCAGAACGGAGACAGGUGGCGGAGCUCCAGAGGCACCAGUAUGGUGUAUCCUGCGUGGCUUUCUCCCCCAACAACAAAUAUAUUGUCAGUGUGGGAAACCAGCAUGACAUGAUGGUCAACGUCUGGGCAUGGAAGAAAGAUGUAGUUGUGGCUGCCAACAAGGUGUCAAGUCAGGUGACGGGUGUGUCUUUCUCCGAGGACAGCUCCUACUUCGUCACUGUGGGGAACAGACAUGUCAAGUUCUGGUAUCUGGAACACUGCAAGGCCAGCAAGGCCAGCGCUCCUGUCCCUCUGCUGGGCCGCUCCGGGCUGCUGGGGGAGCUGAGGAACAAUUUCUUCUGUGAUGUGGCCUGUGGGCGGGGCUCUGCAUCUGACUCCACCUUCUGCAUCACCUCCUCUGGGCUGCUGUGCGGGUUUAACAGCAAGAGGACGCUGGACAAGUGGGUGGACCUGCGGACGGGCGUGGCUCAGUCCCUGUCUCUGUCUGAGGAUAUAAUCUUCUGUGGCUGCUCUGAUGGAACGGUGCGAGCCUUCGGCCCCGUCGACCUUUGCUUCAUCUGCACGCUGCCCCGGCCGCAUCACCUCGGCUCUGACGCUUCAGCCAUCACGGAGGCCAGCCACCUGUUUCCUACCAAGACGGACGCCCGUUACCCAGACACCAUUGAUGUGACCUAUGACCCCGUCAGCCAGUGGCUCAGCUGUGUGUACAAUGACCACAGUGUGUAUGUGUGGGAUGUGACAGACAUCAGCAUGGUGGAGAAGGUGCACUCUACCCUCUUCCAUGCUGCCUGUGUCGGGGACCUGGAGAUGUUCCCAGAUGUUCCUGGUGAAUUUGCUACUGGUCUGUCAUCAGGGGCAUUCCUUAGUUGCUCAGCUGAUAACACCAUCAGACUGUGGCGCACGUCAGACUGGACACAAACUCAUGUUCAUUCUCCAAACAUCCUCAGCACUGAUCUCCUGAAUAUAAUCUACAUAGAUGAAAACACCAGUGCCUUGCUGGAUCCAGAGUGUUUGACAAACAUGAAUGCAGACAAACCUGGAGACGGACAGGCAGCAGAAAGUAGGACGGGCAUCAGGACCAUCUGUGUAAGUCCAGACGGCAAACAUCUGGCAUCUGGAGAUCGCAACGGGAUGCUGAGGGUUCAUGACCUCAGCAGCAUGGAGGAGAUCCUGAAAGUAGAGGCUCAUGAUGCUGAGAUCCUCUGUCUGGAAUACAGCAAACCACAAACCGGUCUGAAGCUGCUGGCCUCCGCUAGCAGGGACCGUCUGAUCCACAUCUUGGAUGCGGAGGACAACUACAGUCUGGUGCAGACUCUUGACGAGCACUCCUCAUCCAUAACAGCCGUCCGCUUUGCUGCCGAUGACAAUAAGGUGAAGAUGAUCAGCUGUGGGGCAGACAAGAGCAUCUAUUUCCGCACUGCACAUCAGACGGACAGAGGAACAGAGUUCAGGCGUUCUCACCACACGGUGAUGAAGACCACGCUGUAUGACAUGGGUGUGGACCCAACCUGCCACGCUGCUGUCGGCUGCCAGGACCGAUCCAUCAGGAUUUUCAACAUCAGCAACGGCAAGCAGGAGAAACUCUACAAGGGCUCCCUGAGCGAGGAUGGCAGUGUGCUCAGGGUCCAGCUCGAUCCGUCAGGUCAAUACGUGGCCACCAGCAGCUCUGAUAAAAACAUCAGCAUCUUUGACUUCGACACCGGGGAGUGUGUCGCCACGAUGGAUGGACACUCUGAGAUUGUCACUGGGCUGAAGUUUACCAACGACUGCAGGCAUUUGAUUUCUGUGUCAGGCGACAGCUGUAUCUUUGUGUGGCGACUGGCUCCAGAGCUGACAAUCAGGAUGAGAGAGCGGCUUUGCCAGCUCCGGCAAAACCCAAACACACCACCCUGCAACUCCUCCAGUCUCAGGCAGGAGAUGUACAGUUUCUCUGACAGCGACCAUGAAGAGGAGAACGAGGACAGCGCAGAUAACAACCACCCAGAAUUCAAUGCAGACAUUACUUCCUCUGACAGCAGCCAUGAAGAGAAGGACUCAGGUGGCUCAGAUGAUAGUCAGGACUGGGAGCUGACACAGCAGGAAGUCGUCAGCCAGGUCACACCUGAGCCUUCUAAACGUCCUCGGAGGCGCUGGUCUCAGCGCAUAGGCGCUCUGGAGCUGAAGGUGAAAUCCAUGCUGGACCUGAGACACCUAGAGAGCUUUACCUAUAAGAAGAACCCCAACUGCUCACCUCAUGCCAGAGAGAGAGGGAGCACGUUCAGCCUCCAGGAGCCCAUGCUGCAGUUUGAGGAGAGAGCCAACAGGCAUCAGCCCUGGCCACACUCUGCCUGGCUGCCCUCACAUCCAUCCAAGGGCACUAGGGGGUCUGACGGAGCGCCACUGAACUGUGAGGGGAGCGAGGGUGAUGCUAGUCUGGAGGGCAGUGAUUACACGGUGAAGGAGCAGCGCUGCAGGAGGCAAGGACGAGGGAUCCGCAGUGGGAGUAAGGACAGUCGCAGCCCGGACAGUGCCUGCUCACUGGGAUACAACAGCAGGGACUCCAGCCAGAACGGUGUCCUGGACGAUUCUGCAGAUGUAGAGUCCCUGAACCAAGACAGCUCUGAUGAGGAGAAUGAUGAGAGGGAGGAAGAGGAGCAGAAGGCAGAAGUGACAAGUAUGGACGAGGCUUUGAGGAAAGUGACUGACACUUCUGACCACGGCAGAGAAGAAUCCGACAAGCAGAACAUUAGGAGUCUGGAAGAGAGCCGCCGAUUGAUGGAGCAGAGCAGAGUCCCCCGGCUCAGUAUGUCUUCACGCUUCCUGGCCAGAGGACAUAAUAACAGGAGCUUGCCUACCUUUGCCAAUUUGCAUGAUCAGGAACAAUGCAGCCGCUUUGCUAAGCCUCCAGUGUCAAAAGUGCUACCCUUGAUGGAAGAUGAGCUGAGCAGAAACACGGAAUACAAAACCCCUGGCAGGAUCGAAGGACCAAACAGGGCAGAUGCUCCUGUCCUCAGACCCGUGAAGAGGAGAAAGACUUCAUUGUCCAACCUGUGGAGGAUGUCCAACCAACCAUCUAAAGCUCCUCUGAUGCUGAACCCAGCCACAUGUUUACAGAAAUCACACUCUGUCCAGAACCUGGCCUCAGACCCUCCUCGCUCACCUGUUCCCUCAAGCAACUCUUUUGAGUUGCGCAAGAGACUUCAGCAACUUGUCCUGGAUCAAGACAAUCCCCAACCUUCCUUAGACCUUUCUUCACCCUCCUCUGGAUCCCCUCGAUCUCCCUGCUCUCCCCUGCUCUGGGAGAGCACCAAACUCAAGUCCCGAAACUCCUACAGGAAACCCACUGCAAGCUCCAAGGCCAAAGGUAGUCGUUCCAGCUCGCUGGGAGACGUCAGGCAGAUGGGCUCUCCGCCUUGCUCGUCGCCACCGCUCGGGGUCAGGAGGCCGCGUGGGGAGAUGGAGACCGGAUCCCCCUUGCCAACCUCAUCCUCUAUCAACAGUUUCUCCUUUAAUAUCUCAUCACCAUCUUCCCUCUCAGAAUUUCCUCUAUCAGACAGUCCCUCUCCUCCCCCUCCCACAGAGGCAGUUUUGCCCUCUCGUUUUGCUCAGAACUUACCGCCAACACGCAUCCCACUUCCCAGACAGCCUCUCAGCCCUCGCCGCAGCAUAUGCCUCGAUGGGACUCAAGUGAGGGCGUCUACACCCUCCGCACACCCUGGAUGUGAGGUCACAUCAACUCCAGGAAACAGAGGACUGGACAGGAAACUCUCUAAGUCUCUAAGUUCGGAUACUUCUUUGCCAAGUUUACUACCAGUGAGGCAGAAGACAGACUCUGUUUCAGAGAGUGUCAAAGAACCAUCACUGGUGGCCAUGGCCAGAGAGUGCCCUCUGGUGCCCGAACAGGUCCACACAUCCAGCGCUGAUCCCAAGCCAGAUCACUCCAUCACCUUGGAAACCUGCAGGCAGGCUGCUACAGAGCUUCACAACAGUCUGAGGAAAACUGCCAUGCUCUACACUACGAUACUACAAUGCGACCCGCAGCACGGGGAAGAUCAGACAGAGAUGAGGUGCAUCCUGUCCAAGGCCCUGAUCAAGGUCAAGGCUGAGCUGGACUCUUUAUCACCCCCUUCCUCUCUAUCUGAAGGGCCCCCAGUGGACCAGGGGGUCAAAGGUGAAGGAGAAAAAACCCUGGCCCUGCUGGAGCAGUACGCUGAGCUGCUGCUGAAGUCUGUGGAGAGGAGACUGGACACUAAGACGUGAGGACUGAAGUUGAUGCCACGUGUAUGUACUGUACGCACAUAUAGCAGCACUGGGAACAGCACACUUGUUUUAUCUUUUUAAAACUUUAUUUAUUGACUGAAUGCAGAUGGGAUGUGAUUAUAUAUUUGGAGAAACUGAGUUAAUGAAUGCUGAAUGAGUAUUAUACA